CUUUAGUUUGUUCGUCUUCUUCUUCCUCCCUCCCUGCUAAAGAAAUUACAGAAUGAGAACUCUGGAAUUAGCUUUAUCGCCACCUCCGGCCUCUUUAAUUCCUUCUUUCAAACACUCCACCACACAAAGCGUCGGAAUCGAUGUGAAGACCACCUUCGAUGCUCAGCUUCUCCUAAGGAGACCCAAACACCAAAGCCCAGAACCCGUCGUCGUCCUUCAACCACAUAUUGCGAUAGACAGAUCUCAAAUUCCAAUUCCUCGUUACUCGACUUCCGAUAUUCUCCGAAUCAUGGACUCUCUGUCUCUACCUGGUAACGAAGACCUAUACUCGUGUCUCGCCAAGGAAUCAACCAGCGAAUGCGAUCAGCGUGGAGCUUACGAACUAACAGUUCAUAUCAUGAAGUCAAGUGUAAGACCCAGAACGACGUUCCUCAACCGUCUUCUCCUGAUGCACGUGUCGUGCGGUCGUCUUGAUACGGCACGCCAGGUGUUCGAUAGAAUGCCUCACAGAGAUUUUCAUUCCUGGGCUAUCCUUAUCCUCGGCUACAUUGAGAUGGGUGAUUUUGAAGAGGCUGCUUUGCUCUUUGUUUCUAUGUUGAAACACCAGAACGGUGCUUCCAAGAUCACGCCUUGGAUCAUGGGCUGCGUUCUAAAAGCGUCUGCUAUGAUCAGAGAUUUGGGUUUAGGGCAACAGGUACAUGGCUUGUGUCAGAAGCUAGGGUUUAUAGAGGAACAAGACUCAUGUCUCUCGGGUUCCUUGAUACGCUUCUACGGGGAGUUCGGAUGCUUGGAAGACGCUAAUCUUGUGCUGCACCAGCUCUCCAAUCCUGACACCCUUGUUUGGGCAGCCAAGGUUAGUAACGACUACAGAGAAGGGGAAUUUCAACAGGUGAUCCGCGAUUUCAUAGAAAUGGGUAAGCACGGGGUCCAGAAGAAUGCUUUGGUAUUCUCUAGCGUUUUGAAAGCAAGCACAUGGGUCAGUGACGGUGGGAGAAGCGGUGGAGGAGUGCACGCAGAUGCUAUAAAGCUCGGGUUUGACUCGGAUUGUCUGAUCCGAUGUCGGUUAAUUGAAAUGUAUGGCAAGUAUGGGAAGGUGAAAGAUGCAGAGAAGGCGUUCAUGAGUAGAGAGGAUGAGACGAAUGGUAGUUGCUGGAACGCUAUGGUUGCGGGUUAUAUGCAGAAUGGGUGUUAUAUUGAAGCCAUCAAGCUUCUCUAUCAAAUGAAAGCAACUGGUAUAACAGUACAGGAUAGACUCUUGAAUGAAGUCAAGCUCAAGCCCACCUUUAGAUAAAUAACAAACAUUAGUUAAAGAAAUUGAUGAGCUUGAUAUGUAAAUAUACCUUAUAUAUUAAUUGAAUAGCAUUGCAACAUUCUUUUUUA
Messenger RNA from Brassica rapa (field mustard), 1380 nucleotides. Its product is annotated as pentatricopeptide repeat-containing protein At1g31790. Gene Ontology annotation, molecular function: RNA binding; protein binding. Gene Ontology annotation, biological process: RNA modification. NCBI's taxonomy places the organism in Eukaryota, Viridiplantae, Streptophyta, Magnoliopsida, Brassicales, Brassicaceae. The record is from RefSeq and is a predicted model, not a curated record.